Pelobates fuscus (common spadefoot toad) is the source of this 3798-nucleotide messenger RNA. It is a transcript of the gene NPEPPS, whose product is annotated as aminopeptidase puromycin sensitive. Gene Ontology annotation, cellular component: cytoplasm. NCBI's taxonomy places the organism in Eukaryota, Metazoa, Chordata, Amphibia, Anura, Pelobatidae. The record is from RefSeq and is a predicted model, not a curated record. The coding region runs from base 172 to 2799 and encodes 875 amino acids. Gene Ontology annotation, molecular function: peptide binding; zinc ion binding; metalloaminopeptidase activity. The transcript has 23 exons. Gene Ontology annotation, biological process: peptide catabolic process; proteolysis.
GGCUGGGAUACGGUUGACGCGAUGACGAAAUGAAAGCCCCGCCCACCCGUUCAGUCAGUUAGUCAGUCAGUCUGUGGCCACUGGGGCACUCGGUGUGGUUUGCUUGUACCCGGCCAGUGACUCGAUAUACUGUGACAGGCCGUGCAGCCCCAGGCCACCUCUAACACCAACAUGCCGGACCGCAGACCCUUCGAGCGACUUCCUGAUGACGUGCGGCCCAUUAACUACGGACUGUGCCUGAAGCCCGACCUCAUAGACUUCACCUUCGAAGGGAAGCUGGAGGCCGCCGUGGAGGUGAAAAAUGCCACCAACCAGAUUGUUAUGAACUGUGCAGACAUUGAUAUUAUCACUGCCUCUUAUGCUCCAGAUGGAGAUGAAGAAAUCCAUGCCACAGGAUUUAAUUAUGAGAAUGAAGAUGAGAAGGUGACUCUGUCCUUUCCCAGUAUCCUUCAAAAUGGUCAUGGAAUGUUGAAGAUCGAUUUUGUUGGUGAACUGAAUGAUAAGAUGAAGGGUUUUUAUCGCAGUAAAUACACCACGGCUUCUGGAGAAGUGCAUUAUGCAGCUGUCACUCAAUUUGAGGCUACAGAUGCAAGAAGAGCAUUCCCCUGUUGGGAUGAGCCAUCCAUUAAAGCAACCUUUGAUGUCACUCUAGUUGUCCCCAAGGACAGGGUGGCUUUAUCCAACAUGAAUAUGGUUGAAAGGAAUCCAUACCCAGAUGAUGAGAGCCUCGUGGAAGUGAAGUUUGCCAGAACCCCUGUCAUGUCAACAUACCUUGUUGCCUUUGUGGUGGGAGAAUACGACUUUGUGGAAACACGUUCAGCAGAUGGGAUUUUAGUCCGUGUGUACACGCCUGUUGGAAAAGCCGAACAGGGGAAGUUUGCAUUGGAGGUUGCUGCUAAAACUCUUCCUUUCUACAAGGAUUACUUCAAUGUGCCGUACCCUCUACCCAAGAUUGACCUCAUCACCAUAGCAGACUUUGCAGCUGGAGCUAUGGAAAACUGGGGUCUGGUUACCUACAGGGAGACUGCUCUUCUCAUUGAUCCCAAGGACUCUUGCUCCUCCUCCCGCCAGUGGGUGGCUCUAGUUGUUGGACAUGAACUAGCUCAUCAGUGGUUUGGGAACCUGGUCACUAUGGAAUGGUGGACCCACCUCUGGCUUAAUGAAGGUUUUGCUUCCUGGAUAGAGUACCUUUGCGUAGAUCACUGCUUUCCAGAGUACGAUAUUUGGACUCAGUUUGUGUUUGCGGACUACACUCGUGCCCAGGAAUUAGACGCGCUGGAUAACAGCCACCCCAUUGAGGUCAAUGUAGGACAUCCAUCGGAAGUGGAUGAAAUCUUUGAUGCCAUAUCUUAUAGCAAAGGAGCUUCUGUGAUCAGAAUGUUACACGAUUAUAUUGGUGAUGAGGAUUUCCGGAAGGGCAUGAACCAAUACCUCACCAAAUUCCAAGAAAAGAACGCUUCUACAGAGGACCUGUGGGAGUCUCUAGAGCAAGCCAGUGGGAAGCCAAUUGCUGCUGUGAUGAGCACCUGGACCAAGCAGAUGGGAUUCCCACUAAUAUAUGUGGAUUCAGAGCAGAAUGAAGACUCCAGAGUACUCAAAUUGUCUCAAAAGAAGUUUUGUGCCAGUGGCCCGCACCUUGGUGAGGACUGUCCACAAUGGAUGGUACCGAUCAAUAUCUGCACCUGUGAAGCCCCAUCCUCUUCCAAACUAAAGAUCCUGAUGGACAAGCCAGAGACGACCAUAGUAUUGGAGGGCGUGAGACCAGACCAGUGGGUAAAGAUUAAUCCUGGCACUGUGGGAUUUUAUCGAACUCAGUACAGCCCUACCAUGCUGGAAAGCCUGUUACCUGGUAUCAGAGACCUCUCCUUGCAGCCUGUGGAUAGGCUGGGUUUACAGAAUGAUUUAUUUUCCUUAGCCCGUGCAGGGAUGACCAGCACAGUUGAAGUAUUGAAAGUCAUGGAGGCCUUUGUGAAUGAACCUAAUUAUACUGUGUGGAAUGACUUGAGCAGCAACCUAGGAGUCCUGUCCACCCUUCUCUCCCACACAGACUUCCAUGAAGAGAUCCAGGGCUUUAUCAGAGAUAUAUUUUUCCCUAUUGGUGAGCGGCUGGGCUGGGACCCAAAGCCUGGGGAAGGACAUCUGGAUGCACUACUUCGCGGUCUGGUUUUAGGAAAGCUGGGUAAAGCUGGGCACAAACCCACCCUUGAGGAAGCUAGACGACGGUUCAAGGACCAUGUGGAUGGGAAGAACACAUUGAAUGCAGACUUAAGAAGCCCUGUUUAUGUGACUGUUUUGAAGCACGGUGACAGCUCAACUUUGGACACCAUGCUUAAGCUUCAUAAGCAAGCAGACAUGCAAGAAGAGAAGAAUCGCAUUGAACGGGUCUUAGGAGCCAUUCCUUCCCAGGAACUUAUCCAAAAAGUGCUGACCUUCUCCCUUUCAGAUGAUGUGCGUCCUCAGGACACGGUUUCAGUAAUUGGUGGAGUUGCUGGUGGGAGUAAAACAGGGAGGAAAUCUGCCUGGGAAUUUGUAAAGGAGAACUGGGAGGAAUUAUUUAACCGGUACCAAGGUGGCUUCCUCAUUUCCAGGCUCAUAAAGGUGUCAGUUGAAGGCUUUGCAAGUGAGAAAAUGGCUACAGAAAUUAAGGCCUUUUUUGAUGCUCAUCCAGCUCCAUCGGCAGAGCGUACUGUGCAGCAGUGCUGCGAGAAUAUACUGCUCAACUCUGCCUGGCUGAAACGUGAUGCAGAUGCCAUAAACCAAUAUCUACUGUUGCGCAAUGCUCCCUCUUCCACAGUGUGAUUGUGCACAGCUGUCCCCCACCUGCUGUCUCACCACCCUGAAAGGCUAGACCUUAGGUCUCCAGUAAAGGAGGCUAUGUACCCAUUCUUCCUAAUUCCCUAACCCAACCCACUGCACCCACUGGGGAGCAGGUACAACAAAAGAAAGUGGGGCCGCGUCUUAUCAGUUCCUAACAUCUCCAGUCAGCUCUUUAGGGAUUUUAUUCCAUUGCUAAGCUGAUGUGUACAUAUGAUUUAUAGCUGUAGCAUACAGCUGCAAACUGAAUCUCCUCAGCUGCAGGAACUCCUGAGAGUACCCCAGGGGCUGUAAUGCCUAUUGGUUCCUGUGAGGCCAAGGUACCAAAGCAGAGGGUUAUCCAUAGAUAAGGGGGCAGUAACAAGACAGUUCCUUUGUAUGUUAUUUAGCCAUGUAAGUGGAUGGCUGAGCCAGAAUAUUCUUAUUCUUCUGUUUUUCCCACCAUUAGAAUACUGUAACCAUUUGUUGCCUGUUGUUUUGGGAGUUUAACCCCUUGUUCUGGAAUAAUUUUAACUUAAACGCAACACAAGUUUGCACGUAUGUGUACUCACUUAACCUUCCUUCCCUCGUUACUAUGUAUCUUCAAAUGGCCUGAUCUAGAGCCCCACCAUUACUGAAAAGGCUUGUUAUUUGAAGUCUGUCUAGUUCUGAAAGGCUAACUUUUACUAUAGAUCACGCCUCUUCAACACAGACAAGAAGAGAAAUGUUGAAAUUUUUCUGCUGUAUUAAAGUUCCCUUUCCGUCAACCCUAGUUCGAGAUUAAUUUCUAGGUUAGCCAGAUUCUGGGUUUGUGCAGCCUAAUGGCAUAGUGGGAGGGCCCAUUGCCCUGGGUAAGCAGACUUGCUCAUCAGAGUCUUCUUUUGUGCUAUUAUUUUAAGAAAAUGAAAAGAAGAAAAGAAAGAAAUAUACAACUUGAAAAAAUUAAUUGGGAAAAAACAAACCACAAACCAGUUGGCGUUAAUAAAACCAAUGUGAGUGUGUAAC